Molecule: messenger RNA, 1479 nt
Organism: Metarhizium brunneum ARSEF 3297
Lineage: Eukaryota; Fungi; Ascomycota; Sordariomycetes; Hypocreales; Clavicipitaceae
Gene: EF102
Product: MFS-type transporter EF102
Biological process (GO): transmembrane transport
Cellular component (GO): membrane
Molecular function (GO): transmembrane transporter activity
Source: RefSeq, a predicted model, not a curated record
AUGAAAGGGAUUAACAGCGGUAGCGAAGGAAGCGGCGACAAGAUUGGCGGGCGCUUCUGGAGGGGGACGAAGCUGGGGUCGCAGGAUUACAGCCUUGGAGAGCGAAACAUUGGCGAAAAUGGAACCAUCGACGUCGGAGGCGAAGGCGAAGGGAGCGUUGCUAAUGGAACAUCAACUGAGUAUCGAACGUACAAACGACGAUGGAUCGGCCUCGCAACACUCACGCUCAUGAACAUUGUCGUUUCCUGGGAUUGGCUUACUUUUGCACCUGUUGCCGACUUCUCAUCGCAAUACUAUGGCGUCUCAAAAUCGGCCAUCAACUGGGUCAGCACCGCCUUCUUCCUCGCCUUUGUUGCCAUUUUCCCCAUCACCAUUGCCAUCUUGCACCGCGGCCCGAAGCUGGCCUUUAUGAUUGCUGCGGUACUCGUCAUCAUCGGAAACUGGAUUCGUUAUGGGGGUUCAACCAGCUCUUCCGGCGGUCACUUUGGUGCCAUUAUGGCCGGUGAAAUUCUGAUCGGUUUCGCCCAACCCUUUAUCUUGGCGGCCCCUACUCGAUACUCGGAUUUGUGGUUCACCAACCGCGGUCGAGUUGCUGCGACGGCAGUGACAAGUUUGGCGAAUCCCCUGGGCGGUGCUCUGGGCCAAUUGAUCAACCCUCUGUGGGUUAAGCAGGCGAGCGACGUUUCCCAGAUGGUGCUCUAUGUCUCCAUCAUUUCUACUGUUUGCUGUCUACCAGCCUUCAUCGUACCAGCCGCGCCCCCAACCCCUGUUGGACCUUCUGCCGAGACCCCAAAACUAAGCCUCAGGGCAUCCGUCAAAGUCCUCACUCACUCCCUUGAAUUGUGGCUUGUACUUAUUCCAUUCGCUGUCUACGUCGGCUUCUUCAACUCGAUCUCGUCUCUUCUCAACCAGAUGAUGACUCCCUACGGGUUCAGCGACGACGAGGCAGGUAUCGGAGGUGCCAUUCUCAUCUUCGUCGGCCUCGUCUUCGCAGCCAUUACCUCGCCGAUUUUGGAUAGAACCAAGAAGUUCCUCUUCGCUCUCAAGUUCUUCAUGCCCAUCAUCGGUAUCUGCUACCUCGUCUUCGUGUGGAUGCCCGAGACCCGCGAAGUCACCGGCCCGUAUGUAGUGCUCGCCAUUCUGGGGGCCGCUUCCUUUGCCCUGGUCCCCGUGGCUCUGGAGUUUCUCACUGAGCUCAGCCACCCGCUUAGUCCCGAGGUCACAUCCACUACCGCAUGGGCCGGUGGUCAGCUCCUCGGCGCCAUCUUUGUUAUCAUCAGCGAUGCUCUGGUUGCCGGUGAUGAUGCCAACCCGCCCAAAAACAUGAAGAAUGCUCUCAUUUUCCAGGCUGUCGUCGCCCUAGUUGUUUGCCCGUUGCCCCUGUUCUUGGGCCUAUUUGGCCGUGCAGAUAAGGUUGUUUUGAGGCGUGUUCGCUCCGAUGAGCAGGGCGCACGUACAAAUGUACAGACUGUUGUAUAA